Molecule: messenger RNA, 2632 nt
Organism: Linum trigynum
Lineage: Eukaryota; Viridiplantae; Streptophyta; Magnoliopsida; Malpighiales; Linaceae
Source: the annotation of a GenBank genome assembly
CACUACAUACCGGACAAUUAAAAUUUCAAUCCCCAAAAAGAACCCUAAAAACAACUAAUCUCCGGAACCAUGACCGUGGACUCCUCCAUCCCGUCGAACCUCGAUGACUACUCCGCAACCUCCACAAUCGUCCUCUUCGACCGCCCAAUCCCCCUCCUUAGGGGUCCCGUAUCCGCCGGUCGACCCGACGACCCAUCGCUCGGCCCGUACGUUCUCGCCUUCAGAAACCCCCAAUCCUGGGCCGCCGCCUACGCCGCCACCGAGUCAAAGAUCGUCGAGCAGUGCGAGGGCGGGGCUCGGGUCGGUUGCGCCUUGACGGCGUCGAACAAUUGCAAGCCCCCUUGGUGGCGCAAUCUGGUCGGCGGCGGACCCAGCGCUGCGGACCUGAAGGAGAGGGAGGAGUGCGAGCAGCGGGAGAUGGGAGAGUGCCUGGCGGCGGCGAAGGAGAAGUGCGCCGGUUUCGCGAGGGAGAAGUGCCGGAUUCCGUUUAGAGAGGCGAGGAUCGCGGUUGGGCUGCCGGAGAAGGCGAGGGCGGAGAUGGGGAAGAAGUUGGUUGGAAUUGGGUCGGCGCCGGAGAGGAGGUGGCGACGGAGCGAGUGGGUCGGGAUGGUUCGGAUGGAACUGGAAGAGUGUGGAUUGUGCGCCGCAGGGAGCUGUAAGGCUAGCGAACUGCUGGGUUCUGAUCCCAAUUAUCGGUGGUUCUUUGAGCAAUCCUAAUGGAAAGUAGCCGGGGUACUGAAGUGGAGUCUGAUCGCUUUCACCUCCACCAUUAGAGCUUUUGAGUUUUGACCUUCAAACAGAUGCCUAAUUAAGAGCAAGAAUUUCUAAUGAUUGUCAUGUAUCUUAAAAGUUCUCUAGGUUGAUGGAUGAUUCAAUCAUCAACUUGUUCAAAGUGUGUGCCUGGGUAAAUGAAAGAAUUGAUCAGAGUUGUAACUGUGUAAUCUUGUCGUGGUUAAGGCAUUUUCAGUAGAAGCCCGUGUUCUUUUCCAACGGAAUUCGUCGUUUCAUAGGGUUAAUUGCAUGUUAACCAUUUAAUGUAAUUUCGUUGCACCUAACGUAAUUUCGUUGCAACUAAAGCCUGUGAGUCGUAUUAUAGACGUAACGGCAGGUACCCAAGUGGUAAUUUGUCAUGCCACACAGGCGUACAUGUCUGGCAAAUCUGCUGAGUCAUUCCACAGCAAAAGAGGGGCCAAAAAGACCAUCCUGAAAACAAAACGAGCAAUCUCCGAUCUCUACCACUCCACCGCCGUUGUCGCGACGAUAAUCGGUAACGUCCAGACUUCGAGAGAGGUAGAGAAAGAAGAGUCCAACUUGGAAGCACCAAUCGAAUGCUUCCUCGGUUCCCAACAACGACUUCAUUGCUUUCGCUUAUAAGUUAUCACUCACCUCCACCACCAUUGUUGCAUCCGCCCGCCGCGACAACUUUCUUGUCGAGCUACGGCCUCCCUGUUUCUCUUCUCGAUGAGUUCUUUCAGGAAUUCCUCUGCCAGUUUCACUUCUGCUCUUUUAUUUUGCUAUUAAUUCGAUUGGAAAUUACUAUAAAUGAUCGACUUCAUGACCAAUUGAGCAUUUGACUAGCAUGAGUAUUGCUUGUAUUUGGUCCUAAGAUAACAAUAAACAUUAUAAAUGGAAUUGCAGCAGGUGUUUAACUAUCAAUACGUUGAAAAUUGCAGCAGGUGUUGAACUACUAAUAUGCUGAAACUUGCAGCAAAUUAUAGCAGAUGACGAAAAUUGCAGCAGUUUGAUGAAAGGUAACUCACCAUAUGUUGAAAUCCGAUCACUGUCUCCUACUUCCCUGAUGGUUGGGCUCAUGUUUGUAAUUCGAACAAAAGUGAUAUAACCAGCCUGGUAUAACAACUCUUUGGAAUUUAAAACCUUGGACAAGCUUGCUAUGGAACCCAACAGUAAUAAACACAUAAUUUUUUUGAAGAACAGAGCAUCACUUCAUCUUCUAAAGAAUCCAUAAUUGACUCGCAUACUUCAAUCCAUAAACAACCUAUCUUCGUCAGUCUCUUGUUUCAAAUCCCUAGAAACAUCACGAAAAGCAAACAAAAUUAUAGAAUCAGAGGAAGAAUGAAAAAAUUGAAGUUGCAGGGGCCGGAUUCAAUUACCAUAAGCAAAGGAAGGUGUGACGAUAUUGUUCAACUUUCUUCUCACAAUCUUCUUGUUGAACCGCCUCCCUUUACUCCUCACGAUCGGCUUUGCUAAUUCGGUUUUCUCUAGAGAGGAAUGGUUUUCUUCUUUAGUGUCGAAAAUUUUGCAGAGAAGAAAGAGCAGGAAUGCGAGGAGUCACUCAUCACUUGCUCAAAUAUUUCGUUCAAUGUAGGUGGGCCUAGGGUUUGAUGAGGCCCGCACAUGACUCAAUAGAUUUGUUGACAUGUACUGCUUGCGUGGCAUAGUAAAUAACCACUUCGGUACCUGUCGUUACGUCUAAUGACAGAAGUGGUGAUGGUGCACCCAUAAUACGACUUACAAGCUUUAGUUGCAACGAAAUUACGUUAAGUGGUUAACAUGCAACAAUUUUAAGAGUUAAGUGGCAUCUGGUGCAAUUAACCAUCUUUUCAUAUAUCACGAAGAUUUUUCAAGAAUUCUAAUGGUUAAUCGAAUUAUUCAAUAAAUAAGACAUAAAUGA